CUCUCAGCCAACAGAUAUAUAUGAAGCAUAUCUUCACGCCACAACUUACAAUCAACCAUCUAGAACAUCAAAAUCAAAUAAUUCACCAUGUCUACCACCGAUCGCGCCGUAAUCCCUUUCUCGGAGCCGCCGUACCUGAGCGGGUUCCCAUCUCCGUACUACAGCCCGUCGCAUCUGAAAUGGCAAAAGACCUGCCGCGCGUUCAUGGAGGAGAACCUUCUCAAGCAUGCGAUGGAGUGGGAGCGUGAAGAAACUGUCCCCGAGCAUGUCUUCAAGAAGUUUGCGGACAACAACUUUCUGAUUCCCAACCUUCCCGCGCCGCUACCCGUGGCAUGGUUGAAGAAGCUGGGGAUCCACGAGAUGCCUGGAGGAAUCAAGGUUGAGGACUGGGAUUAUUUGCACACCGCAAUCUACGUUGAUGAGAUGGCACGUUCUGGUCUUGCUGGUCCAUCCGCCUCGGUCACUGUGGGCAUGGCUUUUGGUGUUGCCCCCGUCAUCAAGUUUGGAAAUCAACAGCUCCAAGAACGCUUUCUUCCCGACCUUCUCACAGGGAGAAAGCGUACUUGCAUUGCUAUUACGGAGCCUGAUGCUGGUUCUGAUGUCGCUAACAUCACAACCACCGCUAUCAAGACCAAGGAUGGCAAGCAUUACAUUAUCAACGGAACUAAGAAAUGGAUCACCAAUGGUAUCUGGGCCGACUACUCGGCUAUGGCUGUCCGAACUGGCGGCCCUGGACCCGCUGGCAUCUCCAUGAUCCAGGUGCCAUUGAAGGGUUACCCAGGAGUCACCAUGCGGAGACUCAAGGUCGCUGGUCAAAUCUGCGCUGGUACCACUUACAUCGAGCUUGACGAUGUCAAGGUUCCCGUUGAGAAUCUGAUUGGUGAGGAGGGUCUGGGUAUGAAGUACGUGAUGACGAACUUCAACCACGAGCGCCUGACCAUUGCAAUUGGUGUCACCCGCCAAUCUCGCGUGGCGCUGGCUGCUGCAUUCGAGUACUGCUUGAAGAGAGAGGCCUUCGGAAAGACUUUGAUGGAUCAACCCGUUGUAAGAAACCGCCUUGCAAAAUGCGGCGCUGAGCUCGAGAGUCAGUCUGCUUGGGUCGAUCAGUUUGUGUACCAGAUGACCAAGCUGAGCAAGGCUGAGGCGGAUCUCAAAUUGGGCGGUCUCACAGCAAUGGUGAAAGCACAAGCCGGAAGGGUAUUCGACGAAUGCGCGAGAUGCGCUGUUCUAUUAUUCGGAGGAAACGGUUACACCAGAACGGGCCAAGGAGAGCUUGUCGAGAAAAUUUACCGUGAAGUGCCCGGUGCCCGUAUCCCUGGUGGCAGCGAGGACGUGAUGUUUGAUCUUGCGGUUCGCCAGCUGGUGAAGCUUUAUAAGCAACAGACAGCCGCACUUGGGGAGCCAUCUAAACUCUAGAAUUAGAUGAUAGGAUGUUAUGAUAGAGCGUUUAAAGCCGUA
Molecule: messenger RNA, 1458 nt
Organism: Pseudogymnoascus verrucosus
Lineage: Eukaryota; Fungi; Ascomycota; Leotiomycetes; Thelebolales; Thelebolaceae
Exons: 4
Coding region: 88-1416 (442 amino acids)
Molecular function (GO): flavin adenine dinucleotide binding; oxidoreductase activity, acting on the CH-CH group of donors
Source: RefSeq, a predicted model, not a curated record